AUGCUCAACUUGUCACCAGGGUACAGGAUUAAAGCCUUCUGCGAUAAGUUCACUGCUGCGCUCAAAGUCACUGAGACGGACGCUGAACAUGCCGAAGACGGGGAUGAAGGCAAAUACAUUGUGGACUUGCCUGAGAUCAUCCUUGGUUUCGGCGGGAAAAUGUUACUCAAUCAGACGCGGCUCUGCUUUCUCCAGGGUCAUAAAUACGCAUUAGUAGGGCACAACGGUGCGGGCAAGACAACACUUAUGACACGUCUCGCCAGAAACGAUAUCAUUGGCUUUCCGCAGAAUCUGCGAUGUGUCUAUGUCAAGCACGAAAUUCUCACAGAUCAGGAAACGCCCGUGGUGGACUUUCUGACUGAAGAAGAGAAGUUGCCCAAAGCUGAUUGUCAGAAGGCUCUGGAAACAGUUGGCUUCAGCCCUACCAUGCUACAAGCACCUGUGUCCUCUCUUUCAGGUGGGUGGCGCAUGAAGCUAGCUCUCGCUCGGUCGCUGCUGUAUCAGGCCGAUAUGCUGUUGCUGGACGAACCAACCAAUCACUUGGACCACCAGGCAGUGCAAUGGCUCGCAGACUAUCUCAACUCACUCAAGGAGACCACUGUGUUACUAGUGUCACACGACCACGAAUUCAUGCAGAAGGUGGUGUCGGAUGUCAUUCUCGUCAACCGCAAGAAACUGUACUACUUCCACUCAGACUUCGAGCAAUUCCAACGCACCCAGAAACAGCUCAGCGCCCCAGCUAAAUUCAAGGCCAGUACAAACACAAUUGGUCCUACAUCCGUUGUUGGUGCUAGUGCCAGGCGUGCUCCUGAUAUCAUUAACAACAACGGCGAAAAACCAAACAAGGACAAGGCAGCUGCUGCCAAGGAGGACGAGGAUGAAGACCCCGACUUCAGGCCUCAAUUCAAGUUCCCCAAUCCAGGACUACUGGAUGGAGUGCAAAGUCGCACUCGCGUGGUGAUGAAGAUGAAGAAGGUGCGAUAUACCUACCCCGGUGACAGCAAACCGACACUAAAUGAUGUGUCACUUAAGUUGACGCUGGGAUCAAAAAUAGCUAUCUUGGGAGAAAAUGGCGCAGGUAUAUUGUGGUGA
This is a messenger RNA of Sphaeroforma arctica JP610, 1092 nucleotides long. RefSeq lists its product as hypothetical. The record is from RefSeq and is a predicted model, not a curated record. The transcript has 9 exons. Gene Ontology annotation, molecular function: ATP binding; ATP hydrolysis activity. Bases 1 to 1092 code for a protein of 363 amino acids. NCBI's taxonomy places the organism in Eukaryota, Ichthyosporea, Ichthyophonida.